GUAAUGACGUGUGUUUAUUGGCGCGCACGGAGAAAAUUCAAAACUGCGCUGUUCACAGAAACCGUUGCUAGCGAUGUACGCUAGCAGCUAACGAUUGUCUUUAUCGCAGUGGGUUAUUUUCUCGGAGACAGUCUGUUUGAGUUCUGACAAUUCACGCGAUGUGGGACUUCAUUUUGCCAGUUUGUGUCAGUGAUUUGGUGAAGACUGGGGGCAUCAACCAGUACGUGGUCCAAGAUGUUCUUUCCCCCAAACAGCUGGCAACGCACCUCCACAGUUUCAGGGCUGCAUUGAGGAGUCAGGGCCCCCUGUGCAUCCUGGAGCACUUUGACACUGCCUACAGUGUUCUGAAACAUUUCCAGGCUGUUGACGUGGGUGUGAAAGAAGACACUUUGGAGUUACUUGUGCAAGUGGUGAAUGGAUUGUCAGUCUCUCUACCAUCCCUCCUCCUCUCCACCUCGACCUCAGCUGUGGACAGAAAGCAGCAGCUCAAUGCUGUUAAAAUGGCAGUCUUCCUGCUCUGCAAACUUUCUGAGCAUCUGGAGAGUGACUCCUACAGGCAGAGCAUCGUCACUGCGCCUAGCAAGGGCGGGAAGAAAGCCAGAGCUGCCAGUGAGGACCAGAUGCAGUGGGACUCGGAGAGGGCGCCCGUGCUGCAGGCUCUCACGCAGCUGCUGCAGCUGGACAUCCGGACCCUCUGGAGCCUGUCGCUGGUGGAGGAGGAGUUUGUCAGCUGUGUGACGUGCUGCUGCUACAAGCUGCUGGAGAACCCCGGCAUCAGCCUGGUGAAGAGCAAGCCCAGCCGCGACGCCAUCAUCCACCUGCUGGGGGUGAUGGUCAAGAAGUACAACCAUCUGCUGGGCGCCAGCGUGAAGGUGAUCCAGCUGCUGCAGCACUUUGAGCAGCUGUCCUCGGUGUGCGCGCAGGCUGUGGCCGUGUGGAGCACCGAGUACAACGUCAAGGCCAUCGUCGGGGAGGUCAUGAGAGAGAUUGGUCAGAAGUCCAGUGAGGAGCUGAGCAGGGAGGGCUCGGGCGUGAAGGCCUUCUCCUGCUUCCUGUCAGAGCUCAGCACGCUGGUGCCCGACACCAUGAUCCUCAACAUCAGCGUUCUGCUCACACACCUGGAGGGAGAGAGCUACAGCAUGCGCGUAGCCGUGUGCGAGGUCCUGGGGGAGGUGCUGGUCCGGGUCCUGAGCGGGGACGGGCUGAACGAGUCGGGCCGGGCCGACCGGGACCGCUUCCUGGACACCCUGCAGGAGCACCUGCACGACACCAACUCCCACGUGAGGGCCCGCGUGCUGCAGGUCUACACCCGCGUCGUCAACAGCAAGGCGCUGCCCCUGUGCAGGUACAGCGAGGUCAUGGGGCUGGCGGUGGGUCGGCUCCUGGACAAGUCCAUCAACGUGUGCCGGAACGCCAUCCAGCUCCUGGCAGCCUUCAUCGCCCACAACCCCUACAGCUGCAAGCUGAGCAGCGCCGAUCUGAGGAAGCCCUUGGAGAAGGAGACGGCCAAACUGAAGGAGCUGAGGGACCGGGGGAGGGAGAAGGCUCCAGUGGCCGUGAUCGAGGCCGGGGAGCUGUGGGCAGCCAUGGAGCCGGAGCUGCUGCAGACGGCCAGGGCGGAGCUGGAGCCCGCCAGCGAGGGGGAGCGAGGAGGGCAGGAAGAGGGAGCCGAGACGGAGGUGGAGAUGGAGGAGAGCGACCGGGCCACUGGCGUGCAAAUCGCGCAGUUCCUCAGGGUGAACAAGUACAGGCAGGCCGUGCGGCUGUGCCUCCGAGCUCACGACGUGUUCCCGGAGUCUCCGCUCUUCUCCUCUCUCUCCACCCCCUCCACGGAGUCCGUCAUGGACACGCUGGCUCGUAUUUUCAAAGGCCCGGAGCAGGACACCCCUCAGGAGGAGGAAGAGGAGCCCGCUGCCCCGCAGGAGGAGGAGGGGGGAGCGAAGGAUGAGGCGGAGGAGAGCGAGCUCAAGAAGCAGGAGAUGCUGGUUCAGUACCUGAGGGACACGGAGAGCUUUGCGCUGCAAGUGGAGAAGGCCAUCGCCGUCAUCAACAUGAUGCUGUACUGGAAGACCACCACUCUGGUGCAGGAAGCGGUUCAGUUCUGUGUGACGGUGUGCGAGUUCAGCGUGGCUAACGCUCUGUCGGGGGUGAGGAGGAUGCUGCCCUUGGUCUGGUCCACCGACGCUGCGGUGAAGGAGGCCGUGGUGCAGGCCUACCGCAGGCUCUACCUCAACCCACAGGGGGACACCACCAGGGCCAAGGCGCAGACCCUGGUGGACAGUCUCUCAGAGCUGAUUGUAGACGCAUCGCUGGGGACCAUCCAGUGUCUGGAGGAGAUAGUGCAGGAGUUCUUCAGCAGCGGCAGCAGCCUGCAGUCCAGCGUGGUGCAGGUGCUGUGGGAGCGCUUCAGCGGGAAGCAGGAGAGCUCCGCCCUGCACAGACGCGCCGCCGCCCUGCUGCUGGGCAUGGCCGCACGGGCGGAGCGGGAGGUAGUGCUCAGUAACCUGGACACUCUGUGCUCUGUGGCUCUUGGGGAGAAAGUGACUGAGGACUUCCUGCUGGCCAGAGACACCGUCAUCACCAUCUCCAGAAUCACUGAGCACAACAAGCCAAAUAAAGAUGCUGCUCCAUUCAGACUGCCUCAGGACCACCAGCUCUUCACCUGCCUCACCCAGGCCAUUGCCGAAGGUGUGGUGAUGAGCGACCCUCACUGGCAGAGCUUCAUGGAGCAGGCCGUUCGACUUAUUUACUUCCUGGCGGAGUCACCUGACCAGAUCUGCUCCCACCUCCUUCAGCGGUGCUCGCGUCUGCUAUUGGACCAGAUUGCCGAGGGCGGAGAAAGCGCCAAGGAGGGCGGCCUGUCGCAGGGCAGGUCUCAGGGCGGGUCUCAGGGUGAUGACGAGGAGGGCGGACAAGUGAGCUGCGUUUCCCUGGCCCAGCUGCUGGCCCUGUGUGGCUCUGUGGCCUUCUGGCAGGUGUCUCACCUGGAGCGCAGCGUCAGCGUGGAGCUGCGCAGGAGGAGGGGAGAGAGGGAGGAGAGGGAGGCCACCGGCCCCUCCGCCAAGGCCAAGCAGGCAUCCAAUGAGAGCUGCAUGGAGGAGGAGCUGGGAUUGGUGGGCGCCUCUGCAGAGGACACGGAGGCUGAGCUCAUCCGUAAGAUCUGUGAGACUGAAUUAUUAGCUGAGGAGAAUGUGCUGAGUGCCUUCCUGCCCCUGCUGGUGAGGGUGUGCAGCUCCCCUGGCCGGUACUCCCACCCCCAGCUCACCGCCUCGGCCUGCCUGGCCCUCGCUCAGUUCAUGAUGAUCAGCCCCUCGGUCUGUGAGGAGAACAUCCGGCUGCUCUUCACGGUGCUGGAGAGGGCCCCUCUGCCUGUGGUCCGAGCCAACACCAUCAUCGCCCUGGGAGACCUCACUGUGCGCUUUCCCAACAUCCUGGAGCCCUGGACCCAGAACCUCUACGCCAGGCUCAGUGACGAGAGCUCGCCGGUGAGGCAGACUGCGGUGACAGUGCUCACUCAGCUGGUGCUGAAGGACGUUCUGAAGGUCAAGGGGCAGGUGAGCGAGGUCGCCGUGCUGCUCAUCGAUCCCCAGCCGCACAUCGCCAGCCUGGCCCUCAACUUCUUCAACGAGCUCGCCAGCAAGGACAAUGCCAUCUACAACCUGCUCCCUGACAUCAUCAGUCGUCUGUCAGACCCGGAGCGAGGGAUGAAGGAGGAAGACUUUCACACCAUUAUGAAGCAACUCUUCUCCUACAUCACCAAAGAGAAGCAGACCGAGAGCCUGGUGGAGAAGCUCUGUCAGAGAUUUAGGACGGCAAAGACGGAGAGGCAGUGGUGCGACCUGGCCGUGUCCCUGUCCCUGCUCUCCAUGUGCGAGCGCGGGUUCAAGCGGCUGCAGGAAUGCUGGGAAUGUUACAGCGACAAGCUGGCGGAGCCGGGCGUGUACCAGCCCCUGCUGUCCAUCACAGCGCGGAUGCGCCGGGGGGCCAAGCCUCAGCUCAAGUCUCAGGUGGAGGACUUUGAGAAGAAGCUGACCGCGGUCCACACUAAAGGGCUGGAGAACAUCGAGAGCGGGGAGACUGCGGAGGGGAGGGAGGGAGGAGAGGAGGAGGCGGCGGAGAGCGCCUGUACCCCGCGGCCCGUGGGCAAACGCGCCCGCAAGCCCACGCAAGGUAAAGGGAGAAGCUCCACCUCCUGCCACGAAAGUGACUUUCAGACCCCUAAACCACGCCGCCAGCCCAGGAAAAAAACCAUCACCUUCAGCAGUGACGAGGAGGAGGAGGAGGAGGAUGACGCCGUGAUGACCGAGAACGAGACGCCCAAAGUGACCACGCCCAUCGCCCGCUCCUCUCGACGAACCCGCCUCCGACACUGAUCUUGUUCAUUCUCGUCUCCCCUCUCUUUCCCUGUAUCUCUGCUGUCUGUCUUUUUGCUGCUUUCUAUAGAUGUUUCUUUGUUUGUGUAUCUGUCUCUGCGUAUAGCCUUUCUCAGUUUAAUAUUUUCCAGUGUAUGUUAACGAUACCAGAAUUGUCACAACUUUACCUAAGCGGUUUUGAAUUAUGAAUGGGCAGAAUCUGGAUUUUUUUAAAAUAAAGAUUUGUAUAAACUGUUA
Messenger RNA from Anguilla anguilla (European eel), 4610 nucleotides. RefSeq names its product non-SMC condensin I complex, subunit D2 (gene ncapd2). Gene Ontology annotation, cellular component: condensed chromosome, centromeric region; nucleus. The record is from RefSeq and is a predicted model, not a curated record. The coding region runs from base 159 to 4373 and encodes 1404 amino acids. Lineage: Eukaryota; Metazoa; Chordata; Actinopteri; Anguilliformes; Anguillidae. Gene Ontology annotation, biological process: meiotic chromosome condensation; mitotic chromosome condensation; mitotic cell cycle. The transcript is spliced from 32 exons. Gene Ontology annotation, molecular function: histone binding.